CCAAGGAUCGUAAAAAGAGCAAAAUGAAGGUUGUUUCAAGAUUGGAGGCCUCUAAGCGAGGCAAGAAUGAUAUUCCUGCAUCAGCCUCUAUAACUCUGACUGUGCUGUCUGCUGCCCCAGAAGGCACUGGUUCCAGUAUUCUACUUAAGCUGGCUUGUGAUAGGUAUUUGUUUAAUGCUCCAGAAUCCGUGCAGUUAUUCACAGAAAGUGUCAACAUCAAUAUGGUGAACAAUAUCUUUUUCACAAGAAAAGGUCAUGAAGCUCUUAGUGGCCUUGGUGGGUUUCUAUUGUGUAAUACUGAAAAUUUUGAGCGGUCUGAAACAAUAAAACUACAUGGACCUCCAAAUGUGGUGAGUUAUAAAACCUGUAUGCAUUAUAUUUAG
Dreissena polymorpha is the source of this 383-nucleotide messenger RNA. RefSeq lists its product as uncharacterized. Gene Ontology annotation, molecular function: 3'-tRNA processing endoribonuclease activity. Lineage: Eukaryota; Metazoa; Mollusca; Bivalvia; Myida; Dreissenidae. The transcript is spliced from 4 exons. Bases 24 to 383 code for a protein of 119 amino acids. Gene Ontology annotation, biological process: mitochondrial tRNA 3'-end processing. Gene Ontology annotation, cellular component: mitochondrion. The record is from RefSeq and is a predicted model, not a curated record.